Molecule: messenger RNA, 1343 nt
Organism: Triticum dicoccoides
Lineage: Eukaryota; Viridiplantae; Streptophyta; Magnoliopsida; Poales; Poaceae
Product: probable 3-hydroxyisobutyrate dehydrogenase-like 1, mitochondrial
Exons: 1
Coding region: 33-1061 (342 amino acids)
Molecular function (GO): oxidoreductase activity; NADP binding; NAD binding
Source: RefSeq, a predicted model, not a curated record
UAUCAAUUAUCAGGCCGGCACUCCGCCCCCAAAUGCUCGCCUCCAUCUACCGAUCUCUCGCUCGCCGCCGCUCGCACCUUCCGCUUGCCACCGCCGCCGCCACAGCAGCCAUGUCGUCGUCUGACACCGCCAGGAGCGUCUCCGACCGUCCGAUCUCUCCGGAUACCACACGCAUCGGCUGGGUGGGGACGGGCGUCAUGGGCCAGUCCAUGGCCGGCCACCUCCUCGCCGCCGGCUACGCGCUCACCGUAUACAACCGCACGCCCUCCAAGGCCCAGGGCCUCGUCUCUAGCGGCGCCCGCCUCGUGGACAGCCCGCGCGCCGCCGCGGCCUCCGCUGACGUCAUCUUCCUCAUGGUCGGCUUCCCCUCCGAUGUCCGCUCCACGUCCCUCGACCCCUCCACGGGCGCUCUCGCCGGCCUCGCGCCAGGCGGCGUCCUCGUCGACAUGACCACCUCCGACCCCACCCUCGCCGCCGAGAUAGCCGCGGCCGCGGCGGGGGGCGGCUGCGCCGCAGUCGACGCCCCGGUGUCAGGCGGCGACCGGGGCGCCCGCAACGCCUGCCUCUCGAUCUUCGCCGGCGGCGACGCGGCCGUGGUGGCCCGCCUGGCGCCCCUCUUCAAGCUGAUGGGCAACGCCCUCUACAUGGGCGGGCCGGGCGCGGGGCAGCGCGCGAAGCUGGGCAACCAGAUCGCCAUCGCGUCCACCAUGGUGGGGCUGGUGGAGGGCAUGGUGUACGCGCACAAGGCCGGGCUGGACGUGGGCAAGUGGCUGGAGGCCAUCUCGACGGGCGCGGCGGGGUCCAAGUCGCUGGAGCUGUACGGGAAGCGGAUGCUGGAGCGCGACAUGGCGGCCGGGUUCUACGUCCGGCACUUCGUCAAGGACCUCGGGAUCUGCCUGUCCGAGUGCCAGACCAUGGGGCUGGCGCUGCCGGGGCUCGCGCUCGCGCACCAGCUCUACGUGUCGCUGCUCGCCCACGGCGAGGGCGGGCUCGGCACGCAGGCGCUGAUACUGGCAGUCGAGCGGCUCAACAACACCUGCCUUGACAAGAAAGGGGAGUGAAACUGUGAAAGCCUACGAGAGUUUGGUUGAUGCAAUGCAACAUGGUAGAAUUGUCUCCUGCUGUUGUUCCCUGGUGUAUAUGGGACUUCUGCAUGCUCUGUGUGUUCACGCUUUACAGUGCUCAAAGGUUCAAAUAAGAUUGCAAAAGUGAAGUUUUUCACUUGCAUUGAUAGUAUUCAACUACUGUAUUUGGCAAAUCAGCCUGUGGUGAUUGUCGAUCAGCCUGGCAGUGAAACAAGAAUAUUCAAUGAGCUCACCCUUUGUUAACGGGUUAUAUCUGCA